Molecule: messenger RNA, 1611 nt
Organism: Salvia hispanica
Lineage: Eukaryota; Viridiplantae; Streptophyta; Magnoliopsida; Lamiales; Lamiaceae
Product: TNF receptor-associated factor homolog 1a-like
Molecular function (GO): protein binding
Source: RefSeq, a predicted model, not a curated record
CUACUCCAAAUUCCAAAACUAUACUCACUCCGUACAUGCAAACAGGCCUAUAUAAAUAUGGACUAAUAAAGAAUUUAUUUCUUAUUCUGCUGCUGCUGCUGCAUAUUUUAUUGAUUGGUGAUACAGAGAAUACGGAUUGGGGGAAAUGGCUGGAGUUGCAAUUAAGGAGGCUGGAGCGGGGGGAAAUGGGAGUCUAUCAACUUCGCCCCCUUAUGGAGGACCAAAGCGAUCCGACUUAUUUGGAAUGUAUACAUGGACGAUUUAUAAUUUUUCUCAAAUCAACAAAAGAGAACUUCGUAGCAAUGCAUUUGAUAUUGGAGGCUACAAAUGGUAUAUUUUGAUUUUUCCACGAGGCUGUGAUGUCUGCAGUCAUCUCUCUCUUUUUCUUUGUGUUGCAAAUCAUGACAAGCUUCUUCCAGGGUGGAGUCAUUAUGCCCAGUUCACAAUUGCUCUUGUGAAUAAAGAUCCAAAAAAGUCCAAAUAUUCUGAUACGCUGCAUCGGUUUUGGAAGAAGGAAAAUGACUGGGGAUGGAAGAAAUAUUUGGAGCUAUCAAAGGUGCAGGAUGGGUUUAUUAAUGAUGGUGCUUUGUUAAUUAAAGCUCAAGUUCAGGUUAUCAGGGAAAGAGUAGAUCGACCUUUUCGUUCCCUUGCCUGUCAGUAUCGGAGGGAACUUAUAAGAGUGUAUUUAACGGACGUUGAAAAGAUUUGUCAGCGUUUUGUGGAAGAACGUAUGACAAAACUCGGAAAGCUAUUAGAGGAUACAGCUAGAUGGUCUAGUUUCUGUGCUUUCUGGUUGGGUAUGGACCAAAGUGACCGACACCGUUUGUCACGGGAGAAGUCAGAGUCCAUUCUGAAAAUUGUUGUGAAGCAAUUUUUCAUAGAAAAGGAGGUGAAAUCUACACUUGUCAUGGAUUCUUUGUAUAGUGGUUUGAAAGCUCUUAAAGGUCAGAAUAAGGGUAAGAAGAGCAAUAGCAAGUAUUUAGAAGCAGAAGAAUUACCAAUUCCUAUUGUUGGCAUUGAGAAAGAUACAUUCAUUUUGGCUGAUGAUGUAUUGCUAUUGCUUGCGCGGGUUGUUAUGGAACCUUUGCCUCCAAAGGAUAAGAAGGGUCCCCAAAACCAUACUAAGGAUGGGACUGUAGGACAGGAGUUCAGCAAAGAUUCUAUUGAACGUGAUGAGAGGAGACUUACUGAAUGCGGUCGCCAAACUAUUGAGAUAUUUGUCUUAGCCCACAUAUUCAGUAAAAUUGAGUUUGCAUACCAAGAGGCUGUUGUCUUGAAGAAGCAAGAAGAACUCAUCCGUGAAGAGGAGGCAUGGCUUGGUGAAAUAGAGAAAAAAUCCAGGCGAGGAGUUGAUAAGAAAAAGAAGUAAAAAAGAAACAGGUUUGUUAAGUUAUUACUUGGUGAUGCUAGGGAAGCUCAUGGCAAAUUGCAUGCAUGAGGUAAUUUCGUUUUAUUAAAGACUUGGAGUUACAGUUAAUUUUAUAAUCUCUCGAUUUAUUCCACGCAACAAUCUCGUACCAAACUAAAUAACUCAAUCGUAAUUUAGUCUAUCACUGUUAUAUGUGUCAACUUAGGGAUUGUUCGAUUAUCAUGUUACCGUAUUUAAUUUUA